AUGUGUCCUAAAGAACUGUGGGAUGCACUAGCAAGCCGUUUUGGGAGCAUUGAGGAUUGCCUUCUCCCACAGUUGAAUGAACAAUGGAAUGACAUCCGGUUUCUUGGUUAUGUGAAGGUAGGUGAUUUCCAAAGAGAUAUGCUUAAGCUACAAGCACACCUCAAUUUCUGUGGGAUAAAACUUACAGAUAAAGAUAUGAUUCAAAAGACAUUGUCUACUUUACCUUUGUCAUCGGUUAUUCUAGCCAACCAAUACCGCAUAGAAGUUGAUAACAAGAGAAUAACAACUUUUAGUAAGUUGAUCAACCUAUUGCGGGUAGACGAAAGGCAUAAUGAAGUUCUAGCAAACAACAAUGCUAGAGCCCCCGGGAAGAAGAAAAUUCCCGAGGCUAACUAUGACAAGGAUAACAAGGGAAAAGACCCCAAAGAAAAGAGGGUUAAAAAUGAUUCAUAUUCUCAUGCUCCAUACUCACGUGGGGAUAAUAACCCACGUGGAAGAGGACAAAAGGGUCAUCGUGGUAGGGGACAUUGGUGUGGAGGCCAUUCAAAUACCUGGUCUAGAGAUGCUACUUCUGGACCUAGUGGUAGGGGCAACACUGUUGAAAAAACACAUAAGAACCCCACACCUAAGAAGGUAGAGAAUGGCAAUGCACCUUGUUGCAGGUGUGGAAUCUCCGGACAUUGGUACCAGCAAUGCAAGGCUAGUGCCAAGAGAAGUGAGCUCGAUUUUCUGCAAGACAUGGAAGUAAUGAUGGUGCUCGGGUUUGGUGUUGAUAAUCAUGGUUCAAUGGAAGAUGAAUCGGAGGCUCCUAGUGUUAAUGCUUCAACAAGUAGUGCUCCGGAAAGAAGCAACCCAAGAUGGCUUGAAGAGGAUGUCCCUCGUCGACCAACGGGAAAAAGGGCUCAACAAAGGGAAGCUUCGGAGAUAUCGGCCAUCAAUGACGGAACCGUCCGUAUUUUGAAACAUUUUAGUGAAGAGAAUGCAAAGAAUAUGGUAAGAUUGGAUGGACAAGAAGAAUAUUUAUUAACUAUUGCAGAGAUAAACAAGAAAUCCUUGGAUUUAUCUUUGGAGAAACAUGAACUCGAAGUGUUGGAUGUGGAGGUUGAGACCUUGCCGGAAUGGAAGCAGCAAUUUAUGUUGGAUAAACAAAAUAAGAUUUUGGAAAAACAUGGUUAUCCUCCUAGAACACUUGGUGCAAACUAUGGUUAUCGUAGCACUAGCAAUGUUCGUCAUUUCAAUAUAUGA
This is a messenger RNA of Papaver somniferum (opium poppy), 1245 nucleotides long. RefSeq lists its product as uncharacterized. The record is from RefSeq and is a predicted model, not a curated record. Lineage: Eukaryota; Viridiplantae; Streptophyta; Magnoliopsida; Ranunculales; Papaveraceae. The coding region runs from base 1 to 1245 and encodes 414 amino acids. The transcript has 3 exons.